Molecule: messenger RNA, 941 nt
Organism: Helicoverpa zea (corn earworm)
Lineage: Eukaryota; Metazoa; Arthropoda; Insecta; Lepidoptera; Noctuidae
Gene: Rab14
Product: ras-related protein Rab-14
Exons: 5
Coding region: 211-852 (213 amino acids)
Biological process (GO): defense response to bacterium; Golgi to endosome transport; phagosome maturation
Cellular component (GO): recycling endosome; Golgi apparatus; phagocytic vesicle
Molecular function (GO): GTP binding; GTPase activity
Source: RefSeq, a predicted model, not a curated record
ACGUCAUAUUUGAUUUGACGAAAGAGCCAAGAGGAAGCCUUUGUUUUGUACUCAGUGAAUUAGAUUUAUAUUGAGGAGAAAAUAUAUUCCAUAUAAUUUAUUGACACGUUGUGUUGUUGUUUAAAAUAAAGUAAGAUAUCAAUCUGGAAUUAAUUGUUUAGUUCUAUUGUGUUAUUAUUGACUUCUUAGUGUUUUCGUUAAAGAUUCAAGAUGACAUCAGGACCUUACAACUACUCUUAUAUAUUUAAAUAUAUUAUCAUUGGCGAUAUGGGAGUUGGGAAAUCAUGUCUUUUGCACCAAUUCACGGACAAGAAAUUCAUGGCCGAUUGUCCGCAUACAAUCGGUGUAGAAUUCGGAACCCGCAUUAUUGAGGUUGCUGGACAAAAAAUCAAACUGCAGAUAUGGGACACAGCAGGACAAGAAAGAUUUAGGGCCGUAACUCGGUCAUACUACAGAGGGGCAGCUGGAGCCCUUAUGGUAUAUGACAUAACCAGAAGAUCCACUUACAAUCAUCUUAGUAGCUGGCUUACAGACACACGAAACUUAACUAACCCCAGCACUGUGAUAUUCUUAAUUGGUAACAAAUCAGAUUUGGAUGGACAAAGAGAUGUAACAUACGAAGAAGCAAAGCAAUUUGCCGACGAAAAUGGGCUUAUGUUUGUUGAGGCUAGUGCCAAGACUGGUCAAAAUGUGGAGGAAGCCUUUCUUGAAACGGCUAAGAAAAUAUAUCAGAGCAUUCAAGACGGGCGACUCGACUUGAACGCAGCAGAGUCGGGAGUGCAGCACAAGCCGGCGUCGCCGGGCCGCCCGCUGGCUGCACCGCCGGCCGCGCGCGACAACUGCGCCUGCUAACCGAUCUCGCGAUACUAUAUACAUACAUAUACAGAAAUCAUACUUAAUGGUUAAGAAUUAUUAUCCUAGUAAUAAAUUUAAUUGUCAUA